Molecule: messenger RNA, 851 nt
Organism: Calliphora vicina (urban bluebottle blowfly)
Lineage: Eukaryota; Metazoa; Arthropoda; Insecta; Diptera; Calliphoridae
Exons: 2
Coding region: 106-753 (215 amino acids)
Source: RefSeq, a predicted model, not a curated record
ACUAAAUGAAAUAGAAAAUGCUAACUCAACAAAAGGUAUAUAAGACGAAAUAAUUUCAAUUAAAAAUCAAUAGUCAAUUGUUAAUUCAAGAGAUUUGUUACCAAAAUGAAAUUCGCUGUGUUUGCUUUCAUUGCCAGUUUGUGCCUAGUGGCUGUUACCGCCAAAGCCACUGGUGAGUUAAUGGUCGAUUAUGAAGACAUCCAGCAAUAUGAAUACAUUGCCCAGGAAUUGGCUGAAGAAAUUAUGGAAAUUGAGCCUCAAGGUGUCUUUACUGGCAUUUUCUUUGUGUUGAAGAAAGUAUUGAAAACUCUUAAAGGUGUCAGUUGUGCCGUCGAUGAAGUUCUAAAGAUCCAAGUUGCUGGCCACAGAUUCUUAACCGAUAUUGCUGCUUGUGGUGGUGAAGUCUCUCAGAAAGUACAAACUUUAAUUGAUGCCGUUAAGGACAUUAUUGAAACCAGCAAGGCUAUUGGUGGCAUAAAUGAAGCUGUUUGUGCUAACGAUCAUAAUGACAGACUUCUUAAGGGUGUUGUGUCCAGUAUUAAAUCUGGCCACAAGUGUGCAGCCAACAUGUUGAGCAAACUUUUGCGCUUGAGCAGACAAAUUAAACGUGCCAUCAAAUUGAUUAUUCAAAUUAAGAAUGUUCCCGGUGAUACCAGCAGAUGCGUUUUGGACGCCGUUGAUACUUUGGAGAAAUAUUUCACUGAAUUCCCUGCCAACAUUAAGGCUUGCUCCAACUUGCCUUCAUACCAGUAAAUUUUUCAUUGAGGACGGACUCCCUGUUUCUAUUGUGACGGUCAAUUCUUAUUACGAUUAAAUUGUUUUUAAAUAAAUAAAUUUUUAUAUGCAGAAAA